Molecule: messenger RNA, 1443 nt
Organism: Daktulosphaira vitifoliae (grape phylloxera)
Lineage: Eukaryota; Metazoa; Arthropoda; Insecta; Hemiptera; Phylloxeridae
Gene: tfc
Product: C-type lectin 37Db
Exons: 5
Coding region: 374-1162 (262 amino acids)
Biological process (GO): biological process involved in interspecies interaction between organisms
Cellular component (GO): external side of plasma membrane
Molecular function (GO): carbohydrate binding
Source: RefSeq, a predicted model, not a curated record
GAAUGUUGGUUAGUAUAGCACAAUCCUUAGAGAUCGAAAGUGGUCGUACGUACAGCAUCGCAUGCCCACUUGUCAGCAGUAGCAACCGGUACCGGUAACAGCAGCGACCGAGGAAUUAAUUUCUCCUUCUGCCUAAGUUUUCAUCAGAUCAAUGCGCCAGUUCAAUAAUCGUGUCUGAAUUGUAUAAACUAAAUCAAAAUAUAAUGUUUUAAAAUUUAUAAGUAGCGCGAACUUUUUAAAUUAAAUUCAAUUCGAUUUGAUUUACUUUUUUUAUUAUACAUAAUCUUCUUCCAUGAAUUUUAAAAAAUAUUAAAUUCGAUUUACUUGUUGUUAUAAUUUUUAUAGAAUUUUAUAUAUUUUCUUAAACGUAAAUAUGAAUAUUCUGAAAAACACAAAAACCUUAAUUUUCUUAACAUUAUUUAUGUGCUUCUUUUCAAGUUACAGUCAGACAACUACUGCAAGAACACCUCAUAAAAUCAACGAACAACCUACAGGUGCUGUUGAUUUAAUGAAGCAGAAUAGCAUAACUCAGCAAAUAUUGGCUCAAUACUUGCAAAAACGUUUAAUUGGGACGGGGAGGAACGUUCAUCAUCAGUUAAUACCAAAUGUCGAUAUCCGAAAAUAUACUGAAAACCCCUACAAUGAACAACUAAACGAAGAGGAAUUAAUUGAAGACUCUCAACCCGUAUUUGAUCAAGGAGAAUGUAGCAGUAGUAACUGUGUAGAAUCAGACACUGUUUCAGCUAGUAAACUUUCAUUGCAACUUUUGCGAUCUGGCGACAAAAAAUUAUACUUGGGAAUAUUUUUCAAAGCUAAUUGGUACAAAGCAGCACAGUACUGCAGAUAUCAUGGAAUGCAUUUAGCCAGUAUAAGUAGCCAAGAAGAAAAUGACAAGUUGGAAAAGUACAUUAAAGAUUUCGGAAUGGGCCAUGAACAUUUCUGGACUUCAGGCACUGAUCAAGCAGAAGAAGGAACUUUCUUUUGGUUAGCUAAUGGUCGACCUAUUGGAUUUACUAACUGGAACGCAGGCGAGCCCAAUAAUUUCAAAUAUGAAAAUGGCGAAGAAGAGCAUUGUUUAGAACUUUGGAAUAGAGAUGGAAAAGGUUUGAAAUGGAAUGAUUCACCUUGUUCUUUCGAAACUUAUUUUGUUUGUGAAAUGUAAAUUCAAUAAGAUUAAAAUAUAUAAAUUUAAUUUAAUUAUUUUUGUUUAUACUAGUUUCGUAGUGAUUUAUAAUAAGAUAAUUAUUAUAACAAGUAAUAUAGCACAUUGUAAAUAACAUGUAUAGUCAUCAAACUUGAAUCUCAUUUCUCAAUUAGUAUUUUUUAUAAAUUUGUAUUUAAUCAUGUUCUUACCUUCAAUUGAUAAUAACUAAAUAAUUAAUUGAAAAUAAAUUCUACAACUUUAUUUGAGUAAAUAUUGUUGAAUAAUUAGUACUCUUAAAA